Messenger RNA from Cladophialophora psammophila CBS 110553, 360 nucleotides. RefSeq lists its product as uncharacterized. Bases 1 to 360 code for a protein of 119 amino acids. The transcript has 2 exons. The record is from RefSeq and is a predicted model, not a curated record. NCBI's taxonomy places the organism in Eukaryota, Fungi, Ascomycota, Eurotiomycetes, Chaetothyriales, Herpotrichiellaceae.
AUGGAUCCUAUCGACCAUUUCUUUGCCGAUUAUCCUUCUUUCGACUACAACAGAUCUGCCUCAUCGCCACAAGAAUUCUACAGGAUGUGCGAUCAUUUCCACUGGGUUAAAGACAGACGCGGAGAUUACCCACAAGAGAGAAUCGAUGCCCAUGAGGCUUUCAGGUUGGCGAUGGUGGAGGCCUUCAAUCACAAUUUUGGAACAAACGUGGACGACAAGACGUCCUGGGAAAGCAUUUGUUACCUUCUCCGAAUCGAACCAUUACCCGAAGAUGUGGCAGAGAUGAAGAAGCUCGUCAAAUCCACACACGUCAAUCUAUCAGAUCUUCUGGAUAGUGGCCGUUCCGGCGCCAAGGUUUGA